Nelumbo nucifera (sacred lotus) is the source of this 2690-nucleotide messenger RNA. RefSeq lists its product as uncharacterized. Lineage: Eukaryota; Viridiplantae; Streptophyta; Magnoliopsida; Proteales; Nelumbonaceae. The record is from RefSeq and is a predicted model, not a curated record.
GGAUAGGAGAAAGGAGAAUAAAAAUGAAAAAUACCUUUUCGAUGUAAUGGCGUCUUUGAUCAAAUUUCUUGUCGAAUUUGGGUUCCAAUUCUCUGUAAUUCGUCAAAUUUGCUAGUGUUUCCGUAGAUCGGGUUCUUAGAAUGAGCUCAACUUGAUGUAUGAGAUGCUAAGGUGAUUGGAAUUUCAGGUAAUUUGGUUCACACUGAUGUAGCAGCAGCAGCUCAAGUUUCGAAGUUAGGGUUCUUGUGGAUUGGUUCGAGCUUGCUACUGAAAAUGCAGAAUUCUGGGAAUGAAGGCCAGGAUGUGCAAGAUCAGAGGCAAAUAACUGGUAUGGAGGACUCCACUGCUAUGACUAUCGAGUUCCUUCGUGCUCGGUUGCUGUCUGAAAGAUCUGUUUCAAGAACUGCAAGGCAGAGGGCUGAUGAGCUGGCUAAAAGCGUUAUGGAACUGGAGGAACAGCUAAAGGUUGUGACUCUCCAAAGAAAGAAAGCAGAGAAAGCAACAGAAGAAGUUCUAACUAUACUUGAGGACAAUGGAAUCAGUGACUUAUCUGAAGAACUUGAUUCAAGCUCUGACCAGGAAGGACUCUUCUAUGAAACAAAAGAGGACAAUUCCAUGAAGGAAGAGGAAAACUCUGUGACUUCAAAACUAAGAAAGGAACCAGAGGAGUUGCCUGGUUUGGGCUUUCAAGGUACUUCUUUACCUGGUAAAUGUUUAUCAUGGAAAAGCUGUAGUGGUGGUCAUAAACAUCUUCAAAAGAAGUACAUGGAACAGGCUAGGAGGCGGCGAAGCAGUUUGAUUUCUAGAACUGGAUCUUCUCCAAGACAGCGUCUGGGGAAGUCAUGUCGCCAGAUAAAACAAAGAGAAACAAGAUCUGCAGCAGAUGAGGUAAACAAUGGGCCUCUCCUGCUUGAUGCUCAAGAAAAUGGAGCUGACAGAUGCUUCAAAGAUGGGCCUGAGACCUUGAAAGGUCCUAGAGACAAGGAAGAGAAAGUGGGUAAAAUUGGCCUUUAUGUUAAUGGAAGCGGGCAAGAUGCAGAUAUGGAAAGAGCAUUAGAGCAGCAGGCCCAGCUCAUAGGUCAAUAUGAGGCAGAAGAAAAGGCUCAGAGAGAAUGGGAGGAAAGGUUCAAAGAAAAUUACAGUUGUACUCUGGGUUUGUGUGAACCUGGGAAUCGGUCAGACAUCACUGAAAAAAGGGAUGAUAUCAGGGCAGAAAUGACAGAUCCUGGUGACAUGGUCCCUUCUCAUGGCCAAGGUGCAAAGUCAGAAGCAGAAGAUGUCUGUUGCAAUGAUCAAGUAGAAGCCCAAGCUCCCAGUGCCUUCCUUCCCUAUAGGAAUGAUGAUAUGGGAUGCCUGUUGGAUCAACAGUCCAGCAAUAGCAAAAGUACAUCUGGUAACGAACUCCCAGCUAUUUUCUCUUUUUCAUGCCAAGAGAAACUAGAAGUUGACUCUAAGAAGCAGGAGCAAGAUUGGUCUCAGAAUAACUCUCUUCCUCCUCCAUCUGGGCUCCCUAAUCAUCAAUUGGCACAGAAAUCUUCUCCUAUGGGUGGGAAUUUUUCCGAACGAGAACUACUAUACAGCCAAAACAAUUCCCAUGCGGUGAUUGUGCAUGAAACAACCAAUGGCUUGGAGAGUGUGUUGGAAGCACUUCAAUGUGCCAAGUUAUCGCUAAAAGAGAAGCUUGAUAAAUUGCCAUUAUCAAACGAAGUGGUGGAUAUGGUAAGAAUGCCAGAAACCACUGUUCCAGAUAUUAAGGCUGGUGAUACCAUGGAGAUUCCUGUUGGAUGUGCUGGUCUAUUCAGGGUACCAACUGAUUUCCAAGUUGAAACUACUCAUCUUCAUGCCAAUUCAUUGGGGUCUUAUUCUGCUUCUGUGUUAAGUUUGGCAGGUUAUUAUCCCAAUCCCAAUAUGCGAGUUGGACCUGCUGAGGCCAAUCGAUACACUUCCAGACCUCAACUGGACACUGCAACUAGAAUUUCUACUCAGAAGCCAUAUGUUGAUCCCUACUUGAAUGCACGAAUUGGUCUACCUGCUUUAAGUAGAUACACCUAUCCUUCCUAUGCAGAUUUAGUGCCAAGAAUGCCAACUACCUCUAUUGAUGGACUUCUGGGACUGCAACCACUUCUGAGAAUGCCAGCUGGCUCUAGUGAUGGAUUUACAGGACUGCAACCUCUGUCGAGAAUGCGAGUUGGCUCCAGUGAUGGGUUUCCAGAACUGCAACCAAUGCCGAGAAUGCCAUCUGGCUCUAGUGAUGGAUUUUCAGUACUUCAACCUAUGUUGAGAAUGCCAACUGGCUAUCGUCAAGGAUUUCCAACAUUGCAGCCUAUGUCGAGAACGCAAACUGGCUCUAGUGAAGGGUUUUCAGGACUGCAAACAAGUAUGAAAUCUAGAAUGCCUUCAAGAGAUGAAUAUAAUGUUUACCAUGAUCAGGUUGGACCAAAUAUGCAUAGGUAUUAGCAAUCAAUUGGCAGUUGCUGGGUCUGGCCUCGGUCUCCCGAUGAAGAUUUUGUGAUACAGGUUAGGUAACAUUGAUUUCCUUGUAUUUAUGGUUAUUGGGAGGUCAUUUGUAUCAUAUUUGAGUCAUUGUUGAAACGAAAAGUUUUUUUUCUCAGCACAUUGUAUUGUAAUCAGUCUUGGGCUUUUUUUUUUUAAUUAUUGAAUCAGAGAAUUUGAAGAUCAUGUUGUUAACA